This is a messenger RNA of Notolabrus celidotus (New Zealand spotty), 2519 nucleotides long. RefSeq names its product M-phase phosphoprotein 10 (U3 small nucleolar ribonucleoprotein) (gene mphosph10). The record is from RefSeq and is a predicted model, not a curated record. Gene Ontology annotation, biological process: rRNA processing. Bases 239 to 2275 code for a protein of 678 amino acids. The transcript has 11 exons. Gene Ontology annotation, cellular component: small-subunit processome; sno(s)RNA-containing ribonucleoprotein complex; Mpp10 complex. NCBI's taxonomy places the organism in Eukaryota, Metazoa, Chordata, Actinopteri, Labriformes, Labridae.
CAGCCUAUCUUCAACAAUAGUUAAACGCUUGGAUAGAAUGAUAUGUAUGGUUACAGAAUACAAUUCAUAGAAAGCAGUUAUUUCAUAGUAAGAUAAUUCUUCUUACUAACCUGCAACCUUCAGCACGACGGACGCCAUGUUUGUAUCCCGGAACCAAGUAGCAGCGGAGCAGUAGUUUCUCGGGGAGCCUGUUUACCUGUGACACAGACCGUCUCACACACACACAUGUGGGGAAACCAUGGCUAAAAGAGAUGUGUUUAGCGUGCUGGAAGAGUGUGUAACGACAAUUAACACCAACACAACACAGCUGGAAAAUUUCUUAAGCCUUCAAGAUGGAGUGGCAGCAGACUUCACCUCUCUCACUAAGACCUUGUAUGACCUUCACAAAGCCCAGGAGCCUGCAGAUUUUAAAGGCAGCCCUCUGGCUCAGCUGGUGGUGGAAAACUUUGAUGAAGAGCAGAUCUGGCAGGAGCUGGAGCUGCAGAACGGUGCUGUACUGAAACACUUUCAAAAUGCCACUGAUGAAGCUUUGUCCGAUAAGGUAUUAACGUUGCUUGAAGAGGAGGAGGAGGAAGAGAGUAUUGGUGAGGGAGAAGCAGAAACUGAUGAUGCAAAUAUUGAUGAGGAAGAAGAAGAAGAAGAAGAAGAAGAACCACCAAAACAGUCCAAGAAAACAGCCAAGGCAGAGGAUUACUCAGAGGAGGACUCUGAUUUAGACUUUGACGUAGAUGCUCUGGAGAAGAGAGAAAAGCAGAAGAAGGACAUUGGAAAGAAAGGCUCCAAAACGAAGGUGGUUCCCUCUGAGGUUGAUGACAAGUUCUUCAAGCUGUCAGAGAUGGAGUCGUUUCUUGACGAUAUGGACAAGCAAGAGGGAAAGGACGAUGAAAAGGAAGAUGGCGUCAACUAUUUUCAGGACCUGCCAUCCGAUGAGGAUGAGGAUCUCGACUUAGAAGAAAUACUUUCUUCCAAAAUGCAAAAGAAGAACACUUCUAAAAGCUCCAGGAACCUCAAAUACAAAGACUUCUUUGAUGCCGUGAAUAGUAAACCAGCUCAUGCAGGCGAGCAGUCAGAUGGUGAUGAUGACAGCAUGGGCGAUGGCCAAGAAGAAGGUGAAGAUGACGAGGAAGAUGACUAUGAUGGCGAAAAGGAGGAGGGUGACGAUGAAGACGAAGAGACGAGUCACUCCAAAGCAUCUGGUAAGAAAGUGACCUUUCACCUCUCUGGGGACGAGGACAGUGAAGGAGAGGACUUAGAGGACAUUUUUGGAGGAAAAUCAACAAGUUCAGCAAAAUCUGAGUCGAAGUCAUCGUAUGAGAGACGGCAAGAAAAGAUGUCAGAAAAGAUUGACGAGUUGGAGAAAGCAGCUCUAACUACGAAGCCGUGGCAGCUCUCUGGAGAGGUGACGGCACAGACUCGUCCAGAGAACAGCAUGUUGGAGGAAGACGUGGAGUUUGAGCAGACUUCCAGGAUGGCCCCUGCUGUCACGGAGGAAACCACACUACAGCUUGAAGACAUCAUCAAACAGAGAAUUAAAGAUCAGGCUUUUGAUGACGUGGUCCGCAAGGAGAAACCCAAAGAGGAGGUGUUUGAGUACAAGAAGAGGUUAACACUGGACCACGAGAAGAGCAAGCAGAGUCUUGCUGAAAUCUACGAGCAAGAGUACCUCAAACAGUCUCAGCAAAAGACAGAAGAAGAGGAGAACCCAUCACAUCUAGAAAUUCAAAAGCUUAUGGACACACUCUUCCUAAAGCUGGAUGCUCUUUCUAACUUCCACUUCACUCCCAAACCGCCUGUUGCUGAGGUCAAAGUGGUGUCCAACCUGCCGUCUAUCACAAUGGAGGAAGUCGCUCCAGUCAGCGCUAGCGAUGCUACACUGCUGGCACCAGAAGAAAUCAAGGAGAAGAACAAAGCGGGAGAUAUUCUAGGAGAAACUGAGAGGACGACGACAGACAAGAAGCGCGCGAGACGCAACAAGAAGACCGUGAAGCGUCUGAAGAUAAAGGAGAAAGAAAAGAGACAGAGGCUGAAAGAGGCCAGCAAAACAGGGGAGACUAAAAAGCCAUCAAAGGCUGAAGUCACAGAAAGCCUGAAGAAACUCACUAAAGGAGGCAAAGCCAUGAUACUGAAGGAUGAAGGGAAGGACAAAGCUCUGCGGUCCUCUCAGGCCUUCUUCUCUGAGCUGCAGGACCAGGUCAAGAGUCAGAUCAAAACUGCAAAGGACCCUUCUUUGAAAAAGAAGAAAAAAGAGUUUUCUGUCAGCAAACUGAAGUUGUAAAAACUGUGACGGCUCGUUGUGGAAGAUCAACUUUUUAUUGUACAGAUUCUUUUUAUAAGAGAGCUGCUCUUUGUGAAAUCUGAAAGUCCCAGUGAAAUAUUUCAAGUUUGAUUCAAAUCAAUUCUGUCAAGAUGUUUUUUUGCAAUAAGUGUAACUUUUUCACAUGUUAUAAUGCAUUUAUUCAAGUAAGAUAUCAGAGCUUUCCAGGCUAUAAAUAAACAAUGCUGUUUAGCUGCCUAUCUAA